Molecule: messenger RNA, 999 nt
Organism: Rosa chinensis
Lineage: Eukaryota; Viridiplantae; Streptophyta; Magnoliopsida; Rosales; Rosaceae
Product: WAT1-related protein At2g39510
Exons: 6
Coding region: 1-999 (332 amino acids)
Cellular component (GO): plasma membrane
Molecular function (GO): transmembrane transporter activity
Source: RefSeq, a predicted model, not a curated record
AUGAGGAACAUGACUGCAAUUCUUGUCAUUGCAGUGUGUUUUGUUCAAGCCUUGUAUGCAGGCCUUUCCAUCAUCUCAUUCCUUGCACUAAAGCAGGGCAUGAGCCACUACACCUUUGUGGUGUAUAGGAUGGCCAUUGCAACUGCCUUGGCAAUUCCAUUGGCAUGUGAGCAUGCUUCUAAUCCUCUGUUUUUGAUACUUGGCAGCCCUGUAAUGGACCAAAACUUAUACUAUGUGGGAAUGAAGAACUCCAAUGCCACAUUCACAUCGGCCAUGUGCAACAUGCUUCCGGUGUUUGCGUUUUUCAUGGCCUGGGUUUUCAGGCUGGAGAAUGUGGACUGCAGACACCCGAGAGGAUUGACCAAGGUUGUAGGAACCUUGGUUACUGUGGUAGGAGCAAUUCUCCUUACCAUGGUCAAGGGGCCUUCCCUCAACUUGUCAUGGGCAAGGGACCACGACAAAAAUCAUUCUUCAGCGCCCAAAGUCAAGGGUGCUCUCUUCCUAACACUAGCCUGCUUCUGCUGGUCCUGUUUCAUAAUCCUGCAAGCCAAUGUACUCAAGACCUACCCCUGCAAGCUCUCUCUCACGGCUUUGAUUUGCUUCUGGGGUAUGGUGGAAGGAGCAGUGGUGGCUGUUGUGGUUGAAAGGGGGAAUUUGGAAGCAUGGUCCAUACACUUGGACUUGAAGUUGCUCGCAGCUGUUUAUGGGGCUCUUGUAUCGGGGGCUGCAUAUUAUGUCAUGGGACUGGUUGUGAAGAAGAAGGGACCAGUUUUCUACUCGGCCUUUAACCCCUUGGCCACUCUACUUGUGGCGAUUUUGGGCUCAUUUUUUCUGCAUGAACAAUUGUAUACUGGGAGUCUCAUCGGAGCUGUAACCAUUGUGGGAGGCCUCUAUCUUGUUCUUUGGGGAAAAGCAAGAGAUCAGCCUCCCUCCGAUUCAAAGAAUGCCAAUGUGGAAGAACCAACUGGAACCCCAGCAAUAGACGAUCGUGAAGUUUAA